This is a messenger RNA of Strongylocentrotus purpuratus (purple sea urchin), 1942 nucleotides long. RefSeq lists its product as uncharacterized. The record is from RefSeq and is a predicted model, not a curated record. The transcript has 2 exons. Bases 122 to 1942 code for a protein of 606 amino acids. Gene Ontology annotation, molecular function: protein binding; zinc ion binding. Lineage: Eukaryota; Metazoa; Echinodermata; Echinoidea; Camarodonta; Strongylocentrotidae.
CCAUUUUCAUUGCAUCUGACGCAUUUGUUCUUCUUCGGACAACAUUUUAAUUAUCGGAAAAGUGUCACGUGGUCAGCUUUCUCUGGGAAUUUACAUCACACAGGUCAAUACUCUGAUCAGCAUGGCUUCUGAAUUGAGCUCUGUAGAGGGCGUCUGUGAAGGAGACGACUGUGAGGCGAAUGCAGAUCUUACUUUCUAUGUGAAGGAGAAGAAGAAGCUCUGCCAUGACUGCGCCUCUAAAAAGGAGUGCUUAGGAAUAGCAAGAAAGGGUAUGCCUUAUCUGUACUGUGAAAAACACGAUAAACAUAUCGAUAUGUACUGUAAAACACAUUGCGUGGGUUUAUGUGUUUCAUGCGCUGUGAUAGAUCACCAUGAAAAGCCUUGCGUGCGACAGGAUUUAGAGGACGCAAUCAUGGAAAUUAAAGCUAAGCUCAACAUUCUGAAGAAAAAGGCGAUGGAGAAGUUAGAGUUAUGUCGAGUCCAUGGAAAGCACAUUCGUGAGUGUAGACAAUCCGCCGACGAACAUCUGCAGAGUAUCAAAGAAAAGGUUGAUUCCGUAAUCGAAAAGGCGAUUGCAAGCGACAAAGUCAGGGAACAGGAGGAUACUGCUAAAAUCGACCAGGAGAUUGAUGGGAAAAACCAAAAACUCCAAGAAGAGAUUCAAAAGAUGCAGGAUAAGAUUCGAGAGAACGAUGAGGAGAGAAAGAAGCGACAUGAUGAAAACAACACAAAUGCAGAUAAAAGACAAGAACCAAUACAAAAUAAACAAUGCGAACUUCAUGCUGACAUUCAGAACAUCGCUCAAGAGAUCGAGAGAAAGGUUGGCGAGUUGGAGAAAUCAUGGCAAGAUGACACGAAAAGCACAAAGACUGCAAACCAGACACUUGACAACAUACUCGAAGACGAUCAAAAUAUUGUCAAAGACGGGCAUCGUGUGAAUACAUCAGUGAGUGAUACCCUAAAAAAGCCACUGAAUGAGGGUGAGGUGAAAGAAAUCAAUCAUAUUGUAUCAGGUGUGAGGUUUGUGAAGGAUGCUGGGAGGGAGAUGAUGUAUGAUGGGAGGAUUGAUGGGUUUGGUGGCGAGUGGAAGCUCAUUGAUACAAUCAAUGUGACAAAUGACAUCACAUACCCGAUCAUUGUAGGUUGCAUGGAUGAAUGCAAUAUUAUCAUUACAGAUAGACUAGAAGGUAGUUUGCAUACAUACAUGUUGAAUUUGAACACUAAACAUACUCAGAGAGUGGUAAAAUUUAGUAAUACAUCAUGGGUUGUGUCCUGUGCAGUGCUGAAUGAUGACAAGGUAGUAUGCGGUAAAGCGUACAGAGGUAGUACAGGAGACAGUUUGAAUGGACGCAUCAGUGUGUAUGACAGACGAUGGAAGCUCAUCAAUGACGUCACAAUACCAAGAAACACGACGAAUGAUUUCACACGGGUGGAUGUUACAGCUGACCAGGAUGGGAUGAUCAUCACUGCUGAGGAGGGUCAGUCUAAGAUAUACGUCAUUAACCCAGCUGAUGGGAAGAUUAUGGACACCAUCACGUGUAAAAAGAAAAUAUGUAUUUGUGAUAUGCUGUCAUCAGGUCACAUCAUCGCUCGACCCUGGCCAGAAGAUCGCAGAGUGCUCAUCAUUGACAGAGAGGGUGCUCAAAGGGAAAUCCCCCACAGUAAUGUGAUCAGAAAUGUAUGCAUUGAUCCUAAGACAGACGACCUCUACGUCGUGACAUCAGAUGAGGAUAUCAAAACGUGCGUGAUUGAUCAGGUGAUGAGUGAGGGUGAAAUGAAGAAGAGAAGAGUAGCACCAUUCCCUCUAUCAACAGGAAUGGUGGAGGGACCUGAAAGGAGGGCUCACCUCCUCUCGUCUCGAGUGAUAAUGACGUCAUCAGGAAAAAUGAUUGCUUGCGAUGGAGACAAUAUUCUCGUAUUCAAAAAGCUAUUCAGCCUCUAA